Ricinus communis (castor bean) is the source of this 1514-nucleotide messenger RNA. Its product is annotated as dehydrogenase/reductase SDR family member 7. Lineage: Eukaryota; Viridiplantae; Streptophyta; Magnoliopsida; Malpighiales; Euphorbiaceae. The coding region runs from base 125 to 1105 and encodes 326 amino acids. The transcript is spliced from 12 exons. The record is from RefSeq and is a predicted model, not a curated record. Gene Ontology annotation, cellular component: membrane. Gene Ontology annotation, molecular function: oxidoreductase activity.
AAAAAGAAAACGUAGCAUUGAUAGUAUCAUUGAAGCUCCAAAAGAAGAUGUACAAAGAAAGACAAGAGGCAGAGUCAGUUUAUUUCAGUUGGUUAGCUAACAAUAACUGAGCUAAAUUCUAAAGAUGCUGCUUUUGCUCUUCGGUUUUCCAGCUCUCCUUCUCUUCUUUGUUUUUCUCUAUAAGUUCCUCACUUCUGAUGGGGACUUCACGUUGAUAUCUAAGAAGCACGUAAGACGUGAAGAAAUUGAGGAUAAGGUUGUUUGGAUUACUGGAGCCAGCCGGGGGAUAGGUGAGAUCCUUGCUAAACAAUUGGCAAGUUUAGGCGCCAAACUCAUUCUUUCUUCAAGGAAUGAGGCUGAACUAGAGCGAGUUAAGAAUCAACUUAAAGGUAAGCAUGCACCUGAUGAGGUAAAGAUUUUACCUCUGGAUUUGGCAUCUGGUGAAGACUCACUUAAAGAGGCUGUAGAGAAAGCGGAGUCCUUUUUCUCUGGAGCUGGUAUUGAUUAUAUGAUCCAUAAUGCAGCCUAUGAGCGCCCCAAAUCAACAGCUCUGGAUACAACUGAGGAAAGUCUUAAGGCAACAUUCAACAUUAAUGUUCUGGGGACAUUAUCUCUUACACGGCUACUGGCACCCUUUAUGCUGAAACGAGGCAGAGGCCAUUUUGUUGUGAUGAGCAGUGCCGCAGGGAAAGUACCUGCGCCAGGUCAGGCUGUGUACUCUGCUUCUAAAUUUGCUCUUAAUGGGUAUUUUCAAUCCUUGCGUUCUGAGCUCUACCAAAAAGGAAUUAGGGUGACCAUUGUUUGUCCUGGGCCAGUAGACACAUCAAACGGCUAUGGAGUAGCAACCUCAGAAAGGAAGAGUUCUGAAAAGCGCGUAUCUUCAGAAAGGUGUGCAGAACUGACAAUUAUUGCUGCAACCCAUGGUUUGAAGGAAGCUUGGAUAUCAUACCAGCCUGUACUAGCAGUUAUGUAUUUAGUGCAAUACAUGCCAAGCAUUGGCUACUGGCUCAUGGACAAGAUUGGGGGAAAGCGAGUCGAAGUUGCUGAAAAGAAAGGAGACACGUACUCAUGGAACUUAUUAUUUGGAAAGAAGAAAGCAACCUGAAUUUCACCUGUCCUUCCACAGCUCAUGUUAUGCAGAAAAGAAGUCCUUGACAUGACUUCUUUUUCUUUUUUUGCCAAUAGGAAAUAUGCCAAGUUUCAUUUAGAAGACAAGAAACAACACAACAUUACAUAAGACGCCACUGUAAUUGGGCUUGGGGCUUGGUGCUUAUUUGUCAUUGUAUCAGAAAGGCUAUCACCUCGAAUAACAGAAAACGUAUCCUCCGUUUUAGUGUCUCUUCCCAUCAUCAGAUGUACUGUUUUUGUAGGUUAUACCAGCUUGUUCUCACUUGGAAUUAGUGGCAUGGUGUUUCUGCCAGGAAUUUGUAAAUAGUUCUGUUGAAAGAGCAUUGUUGCAUCCAUUUCACUCUGAAUGCAACUGCGAUGAAAUGCCAGCUUCAAUUUUAUAUUAA